Besnoitia besnoiti is the source of this 6906-nucleotide messenger RNA. RefSeq names its product phospholipid-translocating P-type ATPase, flippase subfamily protein. The record is from RefSeq and is a predicted model, not a curated record. Gene Ontology annotation, biological process: phospholipid translocation. Bases 1 to 6906 code for a protein of 2301 amino acids. Gene Ontology annotation, molecular function: ATP binding; ATP hydrolysis activity; ATPase-coupled intramembrane lipid carrier activity. Lineage: Eukaryota; Apicomplexa; Conoidasida; Eucoccidiorida; Sarcocystidae. Gene Ontology annotation, cellular component: plasma membrane. The transcript is spliced from 17 exons.
AUGGGGCUGUGGAGAGAUAUUUGUCCGUUCCUCUUUUGGGCGGCCGAGUGGCUGUGGUCGGUGCUGCCGUCGCGCGCGGCGGUGAUUUCCUGUUUGCCCUGCGGCUCGCUCUGCUUGCGGCUGUGCUGUCGGUCGGCGGCAAAGACGAAGGAGGAAGACGGCGAGGGCGCGCAGAAGAACGUGGGCAUGCUGGCAGUCCGCACACACACGCCCAGCCAGCUGCAGCCCGACUCGCCAGGCAACUCGCACUUCCACCUCGCGAAAUGGACCAACGCGAUUCGAACGACCGAGUACACGUGGUGGAAUUUCUUGCCGAAGAACCUGUGGUCGCAGAUCAGCCAGCCGGCGAACUUCUACUUCCUCGUCAUGGCCGUCAUGCAAAUGGUGCCGCAGAUCUCCGACUCAGACGGUCUGCCCACUUUCCUGUUUCCGCUCAGCUUGGUCAUGUUCAUCACCGCCGCCAAAGACGCGUAUGAAAACGUGAAGCGCACGCGCGCCGACCAGGAGGAAAACGACCGACUGUGCCGCGUCGUCAACGCCUCUGGAGAAGUCCAACUCGUGCCCUGGCGGAACCUGCGCCCCGGAAACAUCGUGAAGCUCCACUGCGACGAGGCCGUCCCAGCCGACAUCCUCAUGCUGAACUGCGCGGACGAAUACGGCGUCGCCUACGUGGAAACUGUCCAACUCGACGGAGAAACGAACUUGAAACACAAAAUGUGCAUCCCCGAAAUCGCCGACGCCGUCGAAACCGACCACGACGCCUCGCUCCUCUCACUGGAAGUAAACUACGAGCCGCCGUCGGCGGAGCUUUACAAGUUCACCGGCGUGGUGACUCUGAACCCCACGGCCGCGCGGCAGCCACGGCAGUCGGUGCUGGCGUGGGGUCGCACGAGUCUGGCGCAGCUGCACACGGGCAGCCAGCGCCCCAGCCCGCGCGCGACGCCUCAGCUUGUCGCGCAGAGCGGCCCGUUGGCGACGCCUCGCGCGAACUCGGUCACUUCGAGUGCCCUCGCGCGUGUCUCCGUCGAGACGAGGAGGUCCCAGGCAGGAGGCGUCCCUUUGUUGUCGCCGACCGCGGCCGGUUCAGGGCGCGAAGAAGAGAAGAACCGGCGGCGCUCGUCCCUGAUGCCGCUCCGCUCGCAGCCGUCCGCGACUGGCGGCGGGGCACCUUUCUCGCGGGAGUCUUCGCUGUCGCAGGCGCGGGCGAGCAAGGCGCGAUCGAGCGUGACUGCGACGCCGGGGGGCACGGCGGUGGGCUGCGGCGUCUGCCUCGACCCGGGUGCUGAGCUGACGCCGUCACCGCCAAACGCACCGCAGCAGUUCUCCGUCGACAUCUCGCAGUUCCUCUGGCGAGGCGCGACGCUCAGAAACACCGCCUGGGCCUACGGCGUCGUCUUGUACGCCGGACAGCACACGCGCAUCAUGAAAAACACCCGCAGCCGUGAACUCAAAUACAGCAGACUGCAAGUCUACUACAACCAACACGCCCUCCUCCUCGCCAUUUUCCAGUUUUUGUUGUGCAUCAUCGCGGCGACAGCGUUCGCGUCGCACAACCAAAACAUGAGUGACAAUGCUUGGUACUUGGAAAGCACCUGGGAGUCGGGCAUCGGAAAUUUCUUCGCGUCUCUCGGAGUGUCCUUCGGUCAAUACGUGCUGCUUCUGAGCUACUUUGUUCCCAUCACGCUGCUGGUUCAACUGGAAGUUUGUCGGGCCUGUCAAGCGGGCUUCCUCUCGGUCGACGAGCGCAUGUACUGCCCUGCGACAGAGCAGAAGGCCUCUGCGCAGUCUGUUGCCCUCAUGGAGGAGCUGGGAAGCAUCACGCACGUCUUCAGCGACAAAACCGGCACGCUGACCCAGAAUCUCAUGCAGUUCCGCUGUCUCGCCGUCGGCGACACGCUCCACGGAUUCGACGAAUACCAGGAAAUGAAGUCGUUUGUGAGCCACAGCAGCGUCGUGAGCGCCACGGACGCCUUCGAGCGCGCUGGCCAUGGUACGAGCUCCUUCCGUCACUCCACGUCGACGAGGAAGAGCAAGGGCGACGCCGAGAAUGAUGACGCGAUCUCCCCGAACAAAUACGUCCACUUCAACGCACGACUCUUUGCACAGCGCAUGCGCAAGGCAUCCAAAAUCAACCAGCAGAAGGCCGCGGAUCUUCUGAUGGUGAUGGCGCUCUGCCACUCCGUGCUGCCGAAGCAAGAUAUGCAGACGCCGACGACGAAUCCGUUGGGCGCCGACCGGAUGCCUGCGAAGGAUCGCGACGACGUCUCCUGCUCGUCCUCCGUGAGCGUGACGCCUCGCGAGAAAGACUCUCGCCGGAAGUCUUCGCAGCGCAAGUCGCUGCUCCUCGGCCCUAGGGACGGCGACGCCUUGUUCUCAUCUUCGCCGGCGCUUCCGCUGACCGACGCGGAGCGCGCCUCCGCCUCCUCGCUUGCGUCGACUUCGCAGCUCGCGACGUCUCCAAUCGCCUGCGACAAGGAGCCGCUCACGGGAGCAGCGGGCGCGGGGGGGUCGCCGAAAAUCUCGGUCAUGCGGCCUGCGCCGAGAGAGGAAUCGAGCCCCGAAGGCCAAAAGCGAUUCUCGCUCGCCGACAGCCAGCAGCACGCGGCAGCGCCGCCGUCGCGCGUCGGACGCGCAGAGCGCGGCGAGUCUACGUCGCCCUUCUUCGUGUCGCUGCCCGGCUCCUCGCGGCUGGGGUCCUCGAACGAAGCGAGUCCGCACAACUCGCCGCGCGAAGGUGGUUUUGCAGAGGAACAGGCGCUGAUACCGCGCUUUAACAAGGCGACGGCGCACGAGGCCGUGUGGGGAGCCAGCCGCGCGCACGCUCUGUGCGCCUUCGACGCUUCGCCGGUCGACUUGGAUUCAGAGGACGAAAAGCACACCUGCAUGCACUGCGGGCGCCGCAUCGACGGCGGCGUCGGCCCGGAGCUGGAAGAAUCAGACGACGACGCGCCUGCGCUCGCGGGCUCCGCUCUCCCGCGUCUGUGCGACAGUGCCUUGUGCCCACCGUCCGCCUCGCCCUCCUUCGUCGCUGCAGAGGAACUCGCAGAUGCACUCUGCAAGGACGUAGGGAAAGCAGGAGGCGCGCGGAUCCCGACGGAGAGCCGAACCAAAGAGAAAUUCGUCCGCAGAGAGCCGCAGCGCGAGGCCACAGAACACGACUUGUUUACGCUCGGGGUCUACCGCCCGCAGAGUUUUCAGCCGUCUUCGCUUUCGCCUUCGCCGGUGUUUUUCCGCGCGCCCGUCGCGGCUGCGCUUCCGCCCCCCCUUCCGCCGUCGCUGCCGCCGCGGCCGUCGCUGGGGAGCCCGGCAGGCGUGUCUCCGCUCUCGGUGCUGUCCUCGCCCUUGGCGUCGCCCUGUCACUCCAGCUCGGUCGACCGGGCGCGCGCGCCGUCGGCGUCGCCGAGUCGCCGCGAGGCGAUGCUGCGCGACGAGGAGGCGUUCGAGCGCGACCAGCAGCGCGACGAGGCGGGCGGACUCUUGGCCGUUCAGCUGGCGGCGGUGCGGCUCACGAAGGAGGUGGAAUACGACGCGUCCUCGCCCGACGAGUUGGCGCUGACGGCGGCGGCGAAGCACCUCGGUGCCGAGAUGAUUUGCAGGCCGUCGCUGAGCACGAUCCAGAUCGGCCUCACGACCGCGUACGCCGAGAGCUGUCUCCUCUCGCAGGCUGACCGCGCAUAUCUGCAGCAGCUGCGCGAGCAGCAGGCGCAGCCGGCAGACGCCGCUGCGGCGGGCGGCACGGAGGCGCACGGAACGGAGAGCCUGCUGAGUGUGCCGCUGGUCAUUUUCGACGUGCUGGAGGUGCUGGAGUUUGACAACUUCCGCAAGCGCAUGUCGGUGGUCAUCCGCGACCGCCACGGCAGGCUGCGUCUCCUCGUGAAGGGCGCCGACUCUUCGAUGCUGGACAUCGCCGCGCCCGGUCAGGACGGAAUGAAGCAGGAUCUGAAGGAGCAGCUCUCGGAAAUGGCCAGUCAGGGGCUGCGCACGCUGGUCAUGGGUCAGAGGUACCUAAGUGAAAAACAGUUCCAAAAGUACCGCGCGAUGCUCAUCAGCGCCAAGGCCAUGACCGGCGACCAGAAGGAGGAGGCGCUCAACGCCGCCCUCGCAAAAAUCGAAAGGAACAUCGAACUCCUCGGCGCAAGCGGAAUCGAUGACAAGUUGCAAGACGAAGUCGCCGAGACAAUUUCAGAUAUCAAGCAGGCCGGGGUGAAGCUGUGGGUGCUGACGGGCGACAAGAUGGAGACUGCGAUUGCGAUUGGACACUCGUGUUCCAUUCUCUCGGAGGCGACCUACAACGCCAUCGUGGACGGCACAAGCGAGGAAAUGGUCCGCGAACAGCUGCACCAGUACAUGAGUUACAUCGUCGCCGCGCAGCUCGCCAGCGAGGCCUUUGAGCAGAUCGCGCUCAAGUCGAUGGUGGACCGCGGCGCGUCUGACGUGUCGGAUGUCUCUGAGGCGCUGCGGCGCCGCGGCACAGAUCGCAGCACGCGCGGAGCCUCAGCGGACGCGAAGCAGAGCAUCGCAGCGCGGAAGUCGGUGGCAGCGCGCCGCCCAGUCAGGACUCCAGGCCAGUGUCUCCACUGCCUGGCGGGGGUUGUGCAGCAGCGUGCGAGAUGCGUCGGGGGCAGAACCUCUGAAGACAGCGAGGAAGACUCCGUGCGUGGUCGCCAGGCGCGUCAGGCCCCGCCGUCGAUGCCGUGGGAGGACUUUGUGAAGAUCCUGACCUUCAACGCGAACCGCAAGGUGGUGAAGGCAGAUCCGAAGCAGCGCAAGUUCAAGCGCCUGUCGCCGGGACAGGUGGAGGACAUCGUGCAAGAGUACUUGGAACACUUUGACAAGAGCAGCGAAGAGAACCAGAAGGAGCGGACGCGCCGCGCCAAGUCGAGUCGCGGACGCAGUCUCAAGUCUGGAAGCGGCACGCUGCCUUCCUCGUUCCAAAACGGACCCUCCUCGGCGUCGUCCCGCGUGGCGUCGCAGCGCGAACGCGAACGGUGCCGCGAAGCGCGUAGCGGAGACGAAGAGGAGGCGCAGGCGACGCGAGACAGACAGGAGACGGUGUUGCGAGCGCAAGGCGGAGGGGGAGAGAAGGCGGCGAAGCGGGCGGUGUCUUUCCCGCGGCAUUCGCUCUUUCAGAGGAAGGGCGAUGAGAAGGGAGGCGCGGAAGACGACGAGAAGGCGCAACUCGCCCCAGGCAGCAAUGACCAGGAAAACGAGAGCGACCGCGACGAGGCGAAGGCCUUCGCGAGUUGCCGACUCAACUCGCAGAAGAUGCUCUCCAGUCCGUGGGACGAAAUAGACACCGCCCGCACGCGCAGCAAAGACGACCAACAGAGUCGUGCCUCCAAGUACCCUUCUUCCUCGGGAGAAUCGAACGCGGGAGGCAUGCGCGAGGCCGCUGUCGAAGGAUAUGAAGCCUGCGCGAUCACGAUUACAGGCGAGGCUUUGACGCAUGCGUUGUCGACGGCGGAGAAUCGGCGCUACUUCUUCGGUUUGGCGAACUUGUGUUCCACGGUCAUCGCCUGCCGCGUGAGCCCCAAGCAGAAGAGCGACGUGGUCACGCAGUGCAAGCGCUACCAAAGCGGGACGGUGUCGCUGGGCAUUGGGGAUGGAGCCAACGACGUCGGGAUGCUUGUCGCGGCGAACGUCGGCGUCGGCAUCCGCGGGAAAGAGGGCCUGCAGGCGGUGCGCGCGGCCGACUUUGCCAUCGGCGAGUUCAAGUUCGUGCGGAAUUUGAUGUUUUGCCACGGGCGAGAAGCGCUUCGGCGGAACGCCUUCCAGAUGUACCAGACAAUCUUCAAGAACGUGAUUUUUGGUCUCGCCGAUCUGUUCUUCGCCUUCCUGUCUAUCUUCUCGGCCUCGGAUCUCUUCAAUCCCUGGCUGAAGCAGCUCUACAACGUCCUGUACACAUGCAUCCCCGUGAUCCUCUUCACAAUCUUUGACCGCCAACUGCCCUACGACAUUCUCCUCCACACGCCUGUUCUCUACCCCGCAUUCAGCAAGUUAGGUGUGAACAUGUUCGCUGGAUCGCGCACCUUCUGGAAGUGGCUUCUGUUCGCCUUCUACGCCUCGGCGACGCUCGUCUACAUUCCGAUUUACGGGCUCGGCUGGGCCACAGUGUUCACCGGCGGCGACGGCAUCAUCACGCUGCCCGUCGCGUUCGAAGGUGCCGUGGUCUUCUGGUGCAUCAUCUUGGUGUGCAACCUCGUGAUGAUCCCCUUCCUGCACACGUGGUUUUGGUUCAUUUGGCUCGGUGUCUUCGUGGACUUUGGUUUCUGGUUCCUCUCGCUGAUCAUCUGCCCGCGCCUACCCGCUGGAUUCUGCACCGACCUUUGCGGAAGCCUCGAGGCUAUCCACCACGACGGCCGGUACUACUUUGCGACGACGCUCGCCGUCAUCCUCGCGCUGUUGCCGCAGUACCUCAUCUGGUUCCUGAAGACCACGUUCCGUCCCUCCGCGCCUUGCGUCAUCCGCGAACGCAUUGCAAAGGGCGUCUUCGACGUGGUCAUCGCGCCGCGCGGCGGACAGAAGAUGGCUGUCGUCGUUCCCAAGAAAGUCUCCAACGAGUGGAGAGGCUUUGCCUUCGCUGAACAAGAUCACACGCGUUGGGGACAGCACCGCCGUUCUGUCCGCGCACUUCUCGACAACCAGAUAAGCUCUCGAUUCCUGCAGGGCAACGCGGACUUGAACGUGCCGUUCCUCACCGCAAUGCGGGCCGCGGAGCGCGUUUCAGGAGGCGAAGAAGACGCGGUGAACUUCGCGGGAGAGGGCGCGCAGUUGGCGAACAGCCAGUCUUCUGAGAUAGUCUCAGCGCCGGCGGUGGAGCCGACGCUGAAUCCGCCGUCAUCCGAACCCGCUCCCUCCGGCGCAGAGUUGCACGAGGAGAAGCAAGAGGGAAGCGAGCAGGAGUGA